UAGAGUUUGAUAUUGAACAGCUCAGGUUUAAAGUUAGCGCUCGUUGGGAGGUGGAGUCUGUCUCUGGUGUAUCAGCAGGCGGACAAGAGUUCAGAUCGCCUCCCCCCAGCCAGCUUCUCCUGGGCUCAGAGCGCUGCUGUUUGCUGCUUUCAGAAUCCACCGGGAAACGGGCAGCAGCGGAGCGAAGAGCUCCCCUUCCUUCUCCCAGCUCACGAGCAGGGAACAGCGAGGGUGAUUCUGUUGUCUUCGGAAAUGUCCCAGUCUCAGAGGUUUUUGGUAACCGCUGUUCCCAGCCGGAGAGACGGGCUUGGAAGCAAUGGGAUGCAGAAUGGGGACAGUAGUGUUCAGGAGACAGAGAGUACUGUGCCCAUACUGGAGUAUCUUAGAGAGCCCAACAAAUACGGAGAUGGAAUUCCCAAAGAAAGUAGUCCUUUCAUCAAUAGUACAGACAUUGACAAAGGAACCAUGUAUGAAGGAAAAAACUUGGCACUUUUUGAGGAAGAAAUGGACAGGAACCCAAUGGUCUCCUCCCUGCUUAACAGACUGGCAAACUAUACCAACUUGACUCAGGGUGUCCGAGAACAUGAGGAGGCAGAAAACAAUGAGGAGCCACGAAGGAAGGAAAUUAAGGCUCCUCAAAUGGGCACGUUUAUAGGAGUCUACCUGCCAUGUCUACAGAAUAUUCUGGGAGUUAUCUUGUUUCUGCGCUUGACGUGGAUUGUGGGAGCAGCAGGAAUCUUUGGAUCCUUUUGGAUUGUCUUCAUUUGCUGUGCUUGUACCUUGCUGACUGCAAUAUCGAUGAGUGCCAUUGCAACCAAUGGUGUGGUGCCAGCCGGAGGCUCAUAUUACAUGAUUUCGAGGUCACUGGGCCCAGAGUUUGGAGGGGCUGUAGGCCUUUGCUUUUAUCUGGGAACCACAUUUGCUGGAGCUAUGUACAUCCUGGGAACGAUUGAAAUCCUUCUGACCUACAUUGUUCCAAGCGCGGCUAUCUUCAAAGCAGAUGAUCCCAGCCAAGAAACCCAGACCAUGCUGAAUAACAUGAGAGUUUAUGGUACAUGCACCAUCACCUUAAUGGCUACUGUGGUAUUUGUCGGAGUCAAAUACGUCAACAAACUGGCUCUGGUUUUCCUUGCCUGUGUUAUCCUUUCCAUCCUUGCCAUCUAUGCAGGAGUCAUCAAAACUGCCUUCAGUCCACCUGAUUUUCCCCUCUGUAUGCUUGGAAAUCGGACUUUAGCCAGCAAAGCCUUUGAUUUAUGUGCUAAGGUCAGCACUGUAGGCAACCAGACAGUGACAACGCAACUCUGGCGACUCUUUUGUGAUAGCCCUUACCUCAACGCCACAUGUGAUGAAUACUUCAAUCUCAACAAUGUCACUAUAAUUCAAGGGAUACCUGGGAUUGCAAGCAGAGUAAUAAGUGAAAAUAUCUGGAGUACAUAUGGGUCACAGGGGGAGUUGUUGGAAAAGAGAGGACUGCCUUCUGUGCCUGCCUCGGAGAGUGCAGCAAACACAAGACUCCCGUACGUCUUCAGUGACAUUGCGACCUACUUCACUAUGCUGGUUGGCAUCUACUUCCCAUCUGUGACAGGCAUCAUGGCUGGCUCAAACAGAUCUGGAGACUUGAAGGAUGCUCAGAAGUCCAUCCCUACUGGAACACUGUUAGCAAUUAUUACGACUUCUUUCAUUUACUUGUCGUCCAUUAUCUUAUUUGGUGCUUGCAUUGAAGGUGUGCUCUUGAGGGACAAGUUCGGCGAUUCUGUAGAUGGCAACCUUGUCAUUGGGACUCUGGCUUGGCCAUCACCCUGGGUUAUUGUGAUUGGUUCUUUUUUUUCAACGUGUGGUGCUGGCCUCCAGAGUCUCACUGGGGCCCCUCGGCUAAUGCAGGCUAUUGCAAGGGAUGGGAUCAUUCCUUUCCUUCGGGUUUUUGGUCAUGGAAAGGCAAAUGGUGAACCAACAUGGGCCCUCCUCCUCACAGCUGGUAUUUGUGAGAUUGGCAUUUUGAUUGCUUCUCUCGACAGUGUCGCUCCUAUUCUUUCCAUGUUCUUCCUGAUGUGUUAUAUGUUUGUGAACUUGGCAUGUGCACUGCAAACACUCCUGAAAACACCCAAUUGGAGGCCACGAUUUACAUACUACCACUGGACUUUGUCCUUCCUGGGAAUGAGCUUAUGCCUUGCCUUGAUGUUCAUCUGCUCCUGGUAUUAUGCGCUGGUUGCCAUGGUAAUAGCAGGAUGCAUCUACAAGUACAUUGAAUAUCGAGGGGCCGAGAAAGAAUGGGGUGAUGGCAUUAGGGGGCUGUCCCUGAAUGCUGCUCGAUACGCUCUGCUGCGCUUGGAGGAUGGUCCACCUCACACCAAGAACUGGAGGCCUCAGCUGUUGAUAUUGCUGAACCUGGAUUCAGAACAGAAUGUGAAGCACCCUCGGCUCCUGUCACUUACCACACAGCUUAAGGCUGGCAAAGGGUUGACCAUUGUUGGCUCUGUGUUGGAAGGCACCUUCCUGGACAGGCACGCUGACGUACAGAACGCUGAACAGAACAUUAAGACCUUGAUGGGGCUGGAGAAGACAAAAGGUUUCUGCCACGUGGUGGUAUCGUCCAACCGGCGAGAUGGGGUCUCCCACUUGAUCCAGUCAUCUGGCCUGGGAGGAAUGAAGCACAACACUGUGCUGGUGGCGUGGCCGGAGUUAUGGAGGCAAACAGAUGGUCCAACAGGGUGGAAGAACUUUGUAGACAUGGUAUGUGAGACAACAGCCGCUCACCAAGCGCUGCUGGUGACCAAGAACAUAGAUUCCUUCCCGACAAACCAGGAGCGUUUUGCUGGAGGCACCAUUGAUAUCUGGUGGAUUGUCCACGAUGGGGGAUUGCUGAUGUUGCUACCAUUUCUCCUCAGCCAACAUAAGGUUUGGAAGAAGUGCAAGAUGCGCAUCUUCACCGUUGCCCAGAUAGAUGACAACAGCAUCCAGAUGAAGAAAGACUUGCAGUUAUUCCUGUAUCAGCUUCGUCUCGAUGCCGAGGUCGAGGUGGUGGAAAUGCUUGACAAUGAUAUUUCAGCCUUCACAUACGAACGAACUUUAGUGAUGGAGCAAAGAUCACAGAUGUUGAAACAGAUGCAGCUCUCCAAAAAUGAGCGGGAACGAGAGAUUCAGAGCAUCACUGAUGAGUCCCGGAGCACGACACUAAGGAGGAAUUCUGCACGCGCAGCUUUGGAAUUCCAGGACAGGAAUCCUGAUGUACCAAGUGAAGAGGCCCAGCUGAUACACGACAGGAAUGCAGCAGCCCACCCCUCUGGCACUGACCGACUCUCCGUUUCUCCUGAAGGAGUACACAUGACCUGGACCAAAGAGAAAAUCACAGCAGAAAAGAACAAAAACAAAGAAUCUUUAUCUCCAGAAGGUGUGAGGGACAUUUUUAACAUGAAACCAGAAUGGGGAAAUCUGAAUCAGUCCAAUGUUAGGCGGAUGCACACAGCAGUGAAACUCAACGAAGUCAUUGUUAACAGGUCCCAGGAUGCCAGACUUGUGUUACUGAACAUGCCAGGACCCCCCAAGAACAGACAAGGAGAUGAAAAUUACAUGGAGUUUCUGGAGGUGCUGACUGAGGGCUUGAACAGAGUCCUGAUGGUACGAGGUGGUGGCAGCGAAGUGAUCACCAUCUAUUCGUAAGACUGCUGCGAUGUAAUGAAGCACAAAUACCAAAUGUGAUGCCAACAAAUUUCACCAGUGAUGUUUGGCUUUUGUGUGUUGAGGGGUGUUGGGGUGUGGUGGUUGCUUCUGUGUGUCCUUUGUUGCUGGCAUUUCUUUUUGGUUAUGGUUAGAACAGAGAAGCAUCUUGAUGCUGAGAAGACUUCUUCCAUGUAUAUUCUGGACCAUGAUUGAUUGAGUGACCGGAGUCAUCGCCACACGGUUUCUUGAUGGCACGAGGAGAGGGGAGGAAAAACGCACUUGUAUCAUGUGAACAGAAGACUCACUUUGUUUUCUCUCUCUCUGAACAAAUCUGUGCAAAUUCUGUAAGUGUUUACUACUGUCAAUAGUGUUGGUGUAUUCUUAGAUGCUUAGUAAUCAAUGGUUUUGUAUUUGUGCUGCUUUUCACAAACAGCUGCAUGGAAGCCAAGGAAGAUUGGGUCCAUUUGGGGGGAAAAUGAGUAUGCAUUUUUCAAAAGUGUUUGUUUUCAUUGUGUAAAUAAAUGCAAAAUUCCUA
Messenger RNA from Hemiscyllium ocellatum (epaulette shark), 4192 nucleotides. RefSeq names its product solute carrier family 12 member 7-like. Gene Ontology annotation, biological process: chemical synaptic transmission; chloride ion homeostasis; chloride transmembrane transport. The transcript has 26 exons. The record is from RefSeq and is a predicted model, not a curated record. Gene Ontology annotation, cellular component: membrane. Bases 253 to 3657 code for a protein of 1134 amino acids. Lineage: Eukaryota; Metazoa; Chordata; Chondrichthyes; Orectolobiformes; Hemiscylliidae. Gene Ontology annotation, molecular function: potassium:chloride symporter activity.